CCCACAGAGCAUCGCUCCCACUGGACCCAGAACCCUAACCUCCCUCUCCACCAUGGCCUCCUCCCUCCUCCGCUCCGGCCAGCGCCUCCUCCGCCACCACCGCGGCCGCCUCCCCGCGGCCUUCUCCACGGCGGCCGCCGAGGAGCUCAUCGACGUGCGCAAGCUGCCCACCGACUACGACCCCUCCACCUUCGACCCGACCGCGCCGCCGUCCCGCCCGCCGCCCUCCGACCGCGUCUGGCGCCUGGUCGACGACGUCUCCGCCCUCACCCUCGCAGAGGCCGCCGAGCUCUCCGCCCUCCUGCUCCGCCGCCUCGACAUCCCCUCCGCGCCGCCCAUCGCCAUCCUCAACUCCGCCGCGGGCCUCGGCGGCGGCGGCGCGGCGGCCGCCGGCGCGGCCGGCGACAAGCCGGCGGCCGCGGCCGAGAAGACGGUCUUCGAGCUGCGGCUCGACUCGUUCGACGCGGCGAGCAAGAUCAAGGUGAUCAAGGAGAUCCGGACAUUCACGGACCUCGGGCUCAAGGAGGCCAAGGAGCUGGUGGAGAAGGCCCCUGCCGUGAUCAAGGGAGGGUUGUCCAAGGAGGAGGCCGAGAAGAUCGUUGAGCGGAUGAAGGCCCUCGGCGCCAAGGUCGUCAUGGACUGAUCGGCCCCUGCAUUUCGAGGCACUGCUGAAUGUAUGAACCAUAUGACCACCAUGGUUGAUUGCUGCGAGCAUUGUGGGACUGUCAGUGCCAAUUGAAUCUUUUCAGGCUCAAAGGUCACAAUGCUGGAUUCUCUUAGUUGCCUUCACUCUUAUUUUGUUGAUGAAUUUUCUGUCCCUAACACGAAAUGUGGAAUAAAAUAUUUUGAAAAAUCAGAUAAGAAACAUGUGCUGACAUGCAUUUGGUUUCUUGUUAGAAGUACUAUGGUGCACUGCCCUUCCUUGGCUC
Messenger RNA from Triticum dicoccoides, 929 nucleotides. RefSeq names its product 50S ribosomal protein L7/L12-like. Gene Ontology annotation, molecular function: structural constituent of ribosome; mRNA binding. The transcript is spliced from 2 exons. Gene Ontology annotation, biological process: translation. Gene Ontology annotation, cellular component: ribosome; mitochondrion. The record is from RefSeq and is a predicted model, not a curated record. The coding region runs from base 53 to 643 and encodes 196 amino acids. Lineage: Eukaryota; Viridiplantae; Streptophyta; Magnoliopsida; Poales; Poaceae.